Tetrahymena thermophila SB210 is the source of this 831-nucleotide messenger RNA. Its product is annotated as transmembrane protein, putative. The record is from RefSeq and is a predicted model, not a curated record. NCBI's taxonomy places the organism in Eukaryota, Ciliophora, Oligohymenophorea, Hymenostomatida, Tetrahymenidae. The transcript is spliced from 8 exons.
AUGGAACGCAUAAAAUAGAUACUUUUUCAAAUAAUUUAUCAAAAAGCCGCGAAUCAUAAAAAACUUUUUUUUGGGCGGAUUAAAUUCUAAUUUAAAUUAAUUUAAUUAAUUUCAACGGUCAAAAAAUUUUGGAUGCCACUAAAAAAGAUAUUUCUCAAGCAAACUUCAAGAAAAAGUUUAAACUAGAGUAUUGUCAAUUAAGAUAUUCAUAAUACAUCAAAUGAUGCUGAUUUGAAAAAGAACAGAAGUAUGCGCUUAAUGCAGAGAUUAGAAAAAAAAUAUUCUGAGCAAGGAGACCAAAAAACCUUACUUGAAAAUAAUGAGAACCUAGAAACAAGUUCUAUUUAGACAAAUCAAUCUCAAGAACCUGCUAUAAAAAUCACUUCAAAUGAAUUCAAAUAGAAUAAGCCAUAAUAAACAGAGAAUCAAGGUAUAUCAGGCAGCGAAAAGUUGGAAUUGAUGAAAAAGAAAGAUCAAAUAAUAGAGAAAUAUGAUAGACUUAGCAUUAUCAUUUGUGCAGUUCUUGGGGUUAUUUUGGCAAUACUUUCAAAGUAGAGUAUGUCAGUGAAUUUUUUAUUGAUAUUUGUUAGUUAUCAAUUAUUGUAUUAGAUUAUUCAAAGGAAUUUUCUCUUGGCACGUAUAAACUCAUUAUUAAAUUAAGGCUAAACCGAAUUGAAUAUUGGUAGUUUUGUCAGUGAAAAAGCUAAUAAAGCCAUUAAUUUAAUUUCUCAUGUUUCUAGAUUCAGUAAAGUUUUUAGGUAGUUGGCUGAUGAUAUUUCUGCAUUCUUGUUUACUUUUGUUGUCUUUUCUUAAAUACUAUAGCGUUUCUGA